AUGGAUAGCAACCGAUCCACCAUACCGGACCCUCCACCCAUCGAUCCCAAGCUGCCAGACCCCCCCGAUCCAACUCCACAUCACCAGACAAUCACCUCGAACCACUCAACGAUACCCCCUGAAGCGGAUCUGGUGAGGUUGCUUGGAACUUUGCAACUCUCGUCACGUUCAAUAGAAACAUCCAGUCGCCAAGCUGAGGAUGAAAGCUAUGGCCAGGGAGGAGACGGCGGCGUCCUCUACGUCGGCCUCGCCGACGCGCGUCGCGGGCCAAGAACAGGGGGCCACCACCAGCGGCGGCUCUGGGUCAAGAAUUGGUCUCGCACAUGGUGGGACCGGUGCAACAGCACUGACUUUUUGGAGGAGGAGUUCCGGCAUGCCUUCAGGAAGGGGCGGGAGAUGUUCGUCAUGAUCUGCGAUGCCCUGGGCUCCUCGGUGGCCAAGGAAGACACCAUGCUGCGCGCCGCCAUCCCGGUCCAUCACUGUGUCGCCAUCUGCAUCUGCCGCAUGGUCACGGGGGAGCUGCUCCUCCUAUGGUCCGACAAGGCCGCGGUGGCACGAUUCGAGGAGAGCUUCGAGGGCAGCUCAGCCGUUGCAGGCGUCGACUUCGCUCUGGAGCUCGCAGCUGGGUCCAGGGGCCCCUUGCAAGUGACGAACCUCGUAGCGGCAAUCCUGAAUGGAUGCCUGCAGCUACUAACACAGAGACUACGCCUGGUCCAGACCACGCCUUCCUCUUCGUCAGUGAGGAUGGCAGGAUCUUCGUAUCAAACACCAUACAUCUGA
Molecule: messenger RNA, 780 nt
Organism: Miscanthus lutarioriparius
Lineage: Eukaryota; Viridiplantae; Streptophyta; Magnoliopsida; Poales; Poaceae
Source: the annotation of a GenBank genome assembly